Engraulis encrasicolus (European anchovy) is the source of this 2678-nucleotide messenger RNA. It is a transcript of the gene stk17a, whose product is annotated as serine/threonine kinase 17a. Gene Ontology annotation, molecular function: ATP binding; protein serine/threonine kinase activity. Gene Ontology annotation, cellular component: nucleus. Bases 420 to 1730 code for a protein of 436 amino acids. Gene Ontology annotation, biological process: intracellular signal transduction; protein phosphorylation; positive regulation of apoptotic process. Lineage: Eukaryota; Metazoa; Chordata; Actinopteri; Clupeiformes; Engraulidae. The transcript has 8 exons. The record is from RefSeq and is a predicted model, not a curated record.
UGCCAAAUAUCCAGAGAGAGCAAAACAGAAGCUGAGCUGAACUGCUGUGAACAACCGCAUCAUCAGCAAAGAGUAAAUGGUGACAGAUUUCCAUUGUGUUUGUUUAAUAAUUCAGCUCGACAUCAACACAAAAUGCGAAUGCCUAUUGUGCCUCUCGACAGACCAGUAUUUUUACAAAAAUACUGGCAGUAGUGCUGGACAAGUAUUGCAGUCACGUCGUCUAUCCAAGGGAAAAGUCGUUUACCGAGGCAGACAGACACAGUCAAUGUUUGCUUGUAUUCAAGGAACACUUGUCAAAGUUAAGUAACUUUUGCUUCGUAUAACCCCAAGUUUAUUUUAACUGAAGUGGUCCUCAGUUGUUAGCUUGCGCCGGGUGCCCGCGUUUGGUCAAGUGUGUGUCGGUGGUCCAACCUGCCGUGAUGAUUCCCGAGUGCCCCCGGAAUUCUGAAACAAGGAGCCGAACACGGUGCCAUGGCCAGUCGGCUGCUGAAGCUAACCAAAACCGGACCGGUCUACUCUACGAGAUCAAAACACCCAUUCAGACUGAUGCCUUCACGGAACACUACAACAUAAUACCAGGCAAAGAGCUCGGCAGGGGUAAGUUUGCAGUGGUGCGUAAGUGCGUGGAGAAGUGCUCCGGACGCGAGUAUGCGGCCAAGUUCAUGCGCAAGAGGAGGAAGGGCCAGGACUGCCGCUCGGAGAUCAUCCACGAGAUCGCCGUGCUGGAGCUGGCCACCAGCAGCCAGAGGGUGGUCAACCUGCACCAGGUCUACGAGAUGACCAGCGAGAUGGUGCUCGUACUCGAAUUUGCUGCGGGCGGCGAGAUCUUCAACCAGUGUGUGGCGGAGCGGGACGAGGCUUUUACGGAGGAGGACGUGAAGCGACUGAUGAGGCAGAUCCUGGAGGGAGUGGCCUUCCUGCACAGGCGCAACGUGGUGCACCUCGACCUCAAGCCUCAGAACAUCCUCCUCACCAGUGACUCUCCGCUCGGUGACAUCAAGAUCGUUGACUUUGGCCUGUCCAGGAUGGUGAGCGGCCACCAGGAGAUUCGGGAGAUCAUGGGGACACCGGAGUACGUGGCACCUGAAAUCCUGAAUUAUGAGCCCAUCAGCAUAGCGACAGACAUGUGGAGCAUCGGGGUUCUGGCGUACGUGAUGUUGACUGGCAUCUCUCCGUUCCUGGGCGAGGACAAGCAGGAGACCUUCCUCAACAUCUCCCAGAUCAACGUCAGCUACACAGAGGAGGAACUGGAGGGACUCGACAAGAGGGCUCUAGGCUUCAUCAAAGCCCUGCUCAUUAAAGACCCACAAGAGCGUGCCACGGCAGAGGAGUGUCUGCAACACCCCUGGCUGCAGCCCCCUGCCACGACGACAGCAGCAGCAGUCACCCCCAUAAAGGCAUCAGCAGCUGCAGCCGCCUCCAGCACUGAGGCUCUGGACAACCAGCCAGCGAGCCCCCAGUGCCUACUGGACCCAGCCAGCCCGCUCAGCCCAGUGAGCAGCAGCAGCACAGCAUCCAGCUCCAGCGCCGAGUCUGAGCCAGACGACUCGGAGGAGGUGACAGAGGAGCUGAUCGUAAUGGCAGCCUACACGCUGGGCCAGUGCCGGCAGACCUCGUCCUCGUCCGACAAGGACACGCUGACGCCCGACCAGAAGGCCAUCUCCAAGCGCUUCAAGUUCGAGGAGCCCUUCUCCGCCCUGCAAGAGGUGCCCGGCGAGUUCAUCUACUGAACCCAGCUCAACAGUUAUACAGUGCCCUCCUCUGGUAGCAUGCUGUUACUGCAGGUUUAGGGAGACGCUCUUUGUGCAAAAAUACUUUCAAGUUAAGCACCAGUAGUCUAAAACGCAAAACAAAACAAACAUAAAAACAUGUCGCACUUAUAAUAAGCAAAUGAGUUCAUUGCUUUUAACCCCCAACCUUGCAUGUUUUUUUUUCCUUUUAAUUCACAAGCCAAACUCGUUUUGUUUUAUUUUUUUCCAUUUCAUUUGUUCUGUCCUUUUUUAAUUAUAAAAAAAAGAAGAAAGAGAAAAAAAAACCCUGCGUUCUCUUGUUCUGCUGCUUUUGCUAUUUGAGUUUUUAAUGGAUAUGUUGUUACAGAUAACGCCUUGCUGUGGUACCCCCACCCACUCACUCACCCCUCACCCCCACCCCCUUACUCCUACUUUGGUGCCAUGCUUGACUCUUUUCAGAAUUCCUGUGUUUAUAUUGGGUCACAAUACUAUGUGAUGCCCACAUCACUUUUUAAGUUUAUUUUUUCAUUUUCAGUUAAGUUUUCUUUGCCAUUCAUCUGAAAGUGGGUUCUAUGUUUAAUUGUUUUAGAUGUCCUUAUGGAUAUGAAUGGGAGGCUGGGGUGAGGAAAAUGAUAUGUAAAUGAAACAGAAAUAAUAUUUGUUUUAAAUGUUAUGUCUAUAAAACGUGUUUAAUAAGCCAUUAUUACACAUAACCCCUCCUGUUUCGGGUAUAUAAGCUCUACAGCAAUAAUAGCAAACUUCUUUUUUUUCAUUCAUUCAUUCUUGGUUCAUACUGAUUAUUGUGUCUUUGUUAUUUCCACUCAGUAGACAUUAUUACUGUACAUUUUGUCCAACGCGGUUUCCAUUGAAGGUUAGGCAUCCUUUUCAAUGGAAGCUAAUGUAAAGACCAUUUAUGAUGCUGUAAAUAAAAGUUAAUCUCCGAGACCA